CUCCCAUCCCCGCCAAAAUUUCCGAAGCUCUGAGCGGUAGCCAACGACACGACCAGUACGCCCACGAUACCACACCGGUAGAAGCGCGAACAGGCCAAACCCACCAGACUCUUGCGAUUCGACCAACUGUACACGGCGCAUCCUCGGCCAUGCCAAUCUCUAUCCUCCCACCUAGCGCACCGCUCCCACCACGGCGCGAUGCAAGAGACGACUCGGACGACUCGGACGUGGACAUGGAGGACGACGACCUCGUGACUUCCGACUCAAAGGCGAUAGUGACACCCGGUGAAGCCAUAACCUCGGACCCGCAAUGGAUGCGCGGCCACGGCACCUACGUUCCAUCCAUGCCUCCGUCUUCCACGACGAUAAUAUCCACCGUCGCCGGUACCCUGCACAAAACAAACAAGCUGCUCUCGGUACAACCGCUGCGCGCCCGAUAUCAACCAGAAAUUGGCGACCUGGUCGUAGGACGCAUAGUGACAGUGGGAACAAAGAAGUGGAAUGUGGACAUCGCAGCACCAAUGCACGCAAACCUGCCUUUGUCUAGUAUAAAUCUGCCCGGUGGAGUGUUGCGACGAAGAACAACCGUAGAUGAACUGAAUAUCCGGACCUUCUUCCAAGAAGGCGAUCUGCUCGUCGCCGAGGUACAGAGUCUGCACCAGGACGGCACCGCCUCCCUCCACACGCGAUCGCUCAAAUACGGGAAACUGCGCAACGGUCUGUUCACCAGUCUGAGUGGCGCUGGAGGUGGCAUAUUGAGUCGCAAGGGUGGCGUUGUGAGGAGCAGACGGCAGGUCUUUACGCUGAACACGGCGGCCGGCGAGAUCGACAUUGUACUUGGCGUAAACGGUUACAUUUUCAUCAGCAAGCACAUCACAACAAAUGCUGACCCAAAGGAGAUGGGCAUCAACCGACUGGACGAGAGUGUGACUGAGACACUGUAUUCGAGCCAAAACGACGACAUCGAACCGCCAGUCAUGCGGGAGAUAACUAGGGUCAGUACCUUGAUCAGGGGGUUGGUAGCAUGUGGCGCCAAAGUGGAUGAGGAUACAAUUGUCAAGGUUUACGAGGGCGCAGUCGAGCUUGAAGCUGAGGAGCAGAGCCUUGGUGGUGUGGAGAGGGGAAUUGGUGCCAAGGGCGUUGUAGAAGCUGUGCUCGGACGAUUGGAGGUUGAGGCCGCCGGCUGAAGAUGAGGGCGAGGGCGAGGCAUCCAUAUAUCGAGCAGUAAAGGUUGAAACAGCAUGUCAUGCUGCUUUCUCAAGCAGCGAGACCAUACGACUCCGCAUCUCGCAUCCGACGGGUCGCCAGCGGGUGGCAGCUCAGACCAUCGCGCUGCAACAAGUAGCUAGCAGCUACUCACAUAGCGAAGUGCACACCAGUCACGCACGGCAACCAGCAAUUCAAAGGUAGUCAUUCAUGCAUUUAUCAUCGCGCCACAAGUGCGUGACGUGUCAUAAUCGUAUAUGUAAAACAAUGGCCCCAUAUACUGGAAGCGAAAGAAGAAAUCCUUAAACAAACAAAUACCGAGAGUCUGUAAAAUCGCCUCGUUAACCUUCCAUAACCAGCACGCCCUCCCUUUCCAAUCUUCUCAAGCUAUCGAUAUCACCACCAGCUUCUAUUACAGCCUUCACCGCCGCGCGGCUAAG
This is a messenger RNA of Alternaria alternata, 1646 nucleotides long. RefSeq lists its product as hypothetical. The coding region runs from base 150 to 1187 and encodes 345 amino acids. Gene Ontology annotation, biological process: TRAMP-dependent tRNA surveillance pathway; exonucleolytic trimming to generate mature 3'-end of 5.8S rRNA from tricistronic rRNA transcript (SSU-rRNA, 5.8S rRNA, LSU-rRNA); U4 snRNA 3'-end processing. The transcript has a single exon. Gene Ontology annotation, cellular component: cytoplasmic exosome (RNase complex); nuclear exosome (RNase complex). The record is from RefSeq and is a predicted model, not a curated record. Gene Ontology annotation, molecular function: RNA binding. Lineage: Eukaryota; Fungi; Ascomycota; Dothideomycetes; Pleosporales; Pleosporaceae.